Messenger RNA from Linum trigynum, 2683 nucleotides. NCBI's taxonomy places the organism in Eukaryota, Viridiplantae, Streptophyta, Magnoliopsida, Malpighiales, Linaceae. The record is from the annotation of a GenBank genome assembly.
UCCGAUCAACCGAAUUCUCUCUCUUAUUUACACUUUCCCACAUCUCUCUCUAACUUUAGCAUCGGAGGAGGUCCCAGGUUACCCCUGAGGACCUUUCUUGUAGGAUCUCGGAGGUCGCCUCUCAUCUAUCGAAGCCGCCAGGGGUCGUAGAGUCUCACUCAAUCGCCUGGUACGAUCCAGGUAUAAACAGAAACCUAAUUGGGGUGUAAAUGGGUAAAUUGGAUUUGGCAGGAGGACUGUUAUUCUUGGGUGUAAAAUUUGCGGAAGCUAAAGAAGAAGACAAGACAAGAUUUACGUGAUUUUCCCGAUAUCGGGACUAGCCCACGGGAGAGCUCAACUCUCAGGCUGAAUUCUUAUUGAUCAAUUCUUGAUUUAGGCUCUCGACCUUACAACACCUUUUAUAUCCUUACAUCUAUAAUCUAGGAUAAAACAAGUAAGGAAUGCUAGCCUAUGUCGGACGAGCCCAUGAUGGGCUUAGUGGAGAUGGGAUGCUGGCCUAUGUACGCCAAUACUCCUCCGCAAGCUGGAGUGCGAAGAUUGCGAACCUGCAGCUUGGGCAAAAGGAAGUGAAAACGCUCGACACCCAAACCUUUAGUAAACAUGUCAGCAACCUGCAGAUGGGAACUGAUCUUGAUGGGCUAAAUAUCACCAGGCUGAACGUGUUCAUGGACAAAGUAGCAGUACUUCUCGACGUGUUUGGUGCGCUCUGAAACACCGGAUUAGCAGCAAUGUGGAGGGUUGCUUGAUUAUAACAAUGAAGAGGAGUGGGGCCGUGUAAAGACACACCGAGCUCCUGCAGAAGCCACCACAACCAAAGCACUUCACUAACCGUGCUCGCCAUGACAUGAUACUCAGUUUCGAUAGAGGAUCGAGCUACCACCUACUGUUUCUUGGUUCGCCAAGAAAUAGGCACACCACCAGAGUAAUGACAAAGUCUGUAGUAAGACCGCGAGUAUACUGACAACCUCCCCAAUCAGUAUCACAAUAGGCGACAAGAUCAAGUGUGCUAGUCGCAGGGAAAAACAAUCCUUGUCCGGGAGCAACCUUUAAAUAACGAAGAAUCCUAUUACCGGCAUCCAUGUGAGCCUAAGUGGGAGCAUGCAUAAACUGGCUAAGAAUAUUAACCGCAUACGUGAUGUUAGGGCGAGUCAUAGUCAGAUAAAGUAAACGACCAACCGACCAGUGAUACACUGCAGGAUCGACAUGAUCGGUAGGUGUAGGCUGGGUAAGCUAGUGAUUUUGCUCAACCGGAAAGGCACUGGGGCGACUAGCCAUGAUGCAGAAUCGUGGAGAAUAUCAAGAGUGUACUUUCUCUGACUGAGAACCAUGCCUUCCGGUGACUGGGCCACCUCGAUGCCCAAGGAAUAUCUCAAAUCUCCCAAAUACUUGAUAGUGAUGCGAGAAUGAAGGAAUUUCUUGACACGAGUGAUGAAAGCGAGAUCAUUCCCGGCCAGCACAACAUCAUCGACGUAAAUGAGAGCAACCUGAUGAGUACUCCCCCGGUGAAUAACAAACAUAGAGUCAUCGACAGGUGAUGGACGAAACUACAAUUCACAAAUAGCAUUAGUGAAUUUGUGAUACCAGUUCCUCGAAGCCUGCUUAAGCCCAUAAAUAGAUUUAUUAAAACGACAAACACAAGUAUCUCUAGGUGCAGCGAAGCCUUCGGGGAUCCGCAUAAAAACUUCUUCAUCUAAAUCACCAUGGAGAAAUGUGUUAUUUACAUCCAGUUGAUGAAUGUACCACCCUUGCUAACGGCAACAGCGAGAAGGCGCCGAAGAGUAACCAGCUUAGCAACUGGCGCAAAAAUAUCGUGAAAAUCCACCCCUUCUAUGUGCGUGUAACCCUUGGCCACCAACCUUGCCUUGUAUCGCUCUACAGUACCAUCAGGAUUAAACUUAAUUUUGUAAACCCACUUCGAGCCAAUAACACGUUUGUUGGGUGGUUAUACCACAAGACUCCACGUGCCAUUUUCUUUGAGAGCCAACACCUCGACUACCAUGGGACGUCGCCAACACUCAUGCAAGAAGGCCUCACGAAAUGUGCGAAGUUCUGGGUUUUGCACUACUGCUGCAAGGAAGGCACAAUAAGAUGCAGAAAACUUGUCAUAAGAGAGAUGGUUAGAAAUAGGAUAACGAACUGAAUGAGCUUCAUGACCUGUAUAAUAAUCAUCAAGUCGCUUGGGGGGAACACGAGUCCUAUCACCCGGACGCAGCUGCGGAGGAGGAGAAGGGGGACUUGGGCUGACUUCAUUUGGAGAGGCGGUGGUAUCAGUAGGAGAAUUAGUGGCGGGAGACUCCGUUUCUUCUAAAGGUCCGCUCGAGUGGAGAGGUGAGGAUGGGCCGACUGGUGUAACAGAACCACCUGAUAUGUAAGGCAGGGAGGAAGGCCGAACGGGCCCAGGAGAAGGGGACCCAGGAGUGGGCUCAGCAGCACGACAACACCACUCAUCUGCAAAGGCAGUUCAGGAGCUGGGUCAGCCAGAACAAAUUCAUCCUCUAAAUCAGUAGCUGGUCGAGAAAAUUCAUUGUGGGGAACCCAAUAGAGUUGCUGUGAGGUGUAGGAGUGAAAAGGAGAAAUCGAUUCAUGAAAUAUCACAUCACGACUGGUGAUAAUUUUCUUGCUCACCAAAUCAUAAACACGAUAACCUCUCUGUAGGAAGGUUGAAUACAUGAUAGUAUGAGUA